This is a messenger RNA of Oryza brachyantha (malo sina), 1210 nucleotides long. RefSeq names its product E3 ubiquitin-protein ligase CHIP. Gene Ontology annotation, cellular component: cytoplasm. Gene Ontology annotation, molecular function: ubiquitin protein ligase activity; protein-folding chaperone binding. Gene Ontology annotation, biological process: protein polyubiquitination; protein quality control for misfolded or incompletely synthesized proteins; positive regulation of proteolysis. The record is from RefSeq and is a predicted model, not a curated record. The coding region runs from base 131 to 943 and encodes 270 amino acids. The transcript is spliced from 8 exons. Lineage: Eukaryota; Viridiplantae; Streptophyta; Magnoliopsida; Poales; Poaceae.
CUCCAAGCUUCCACAAGGGAGGAAGGAACAGCCAAAACUCGGAGCGCACGCCACCACCGUCUUCUACACCCCGAUUCGCGGCGGCCCGCCCCCUCCCCCGCCGCCCUUCCCCUGCCUCGGCCUCCCGGAGAUGUCGCCGGCGGCGGCGUCGAAGCGGCAGGCGGAGCUGCUCAAGCAGGAGGGCAACGCCUUCUUCAAGAAGGACCGCAUCAGCGCCGCCAUCGACGCCUACACCGGGGCCAUAACUCUCUGCCCAAAUGUUGCGGUAUAUUGGACCAACCGAGCACUUUGCUAUAAGAGGCGGAAUGAGUGGCUUAAGGUUGAAGAAAACUGUCGAAUGGCUAUUCGACUUGACAGCCAUUCUGUUAAGGCACAUUACAUGCUCGGGCUUGCACUUCUCAACAGGGACGAAUUGACUGAGGGAAUAAAAGAACUAGAGAAGUCUUUAGAGCUUGGAAGGGGUGCACAUCCUGCAAGUUACAUGGUUGAAGAGAUCUGGCAGGAGCUUUCUAAAGCUAAAUACAUAGAAUGGGAAAGCUUAUCAAGAGAACGAGUCUGUCAAUUGCAUAUGCUGAAGGAAGCAUGUAAACAAGCUCUUAGGAACUAUAACAGCCUUGACAAUCCAGCUGCAUAUGCCCCUGAAGAACAAUUAAAUGAGCUCGAGGAGGUUUUUCAGAAAGCCGCGAAGUCUGAUAUUCCAGCAGAGGUUCCUGACCAUCUCUGCUGCAAAAUUACACUUGAUAUUUUCCGAGACCCGGUGAUUACGCCAAGUGGAAUCACGUAUGAGAGGGCUGUGCUUCUUGACCAUCUUCAUAGGGUGGGGAAGUUCGACCCUGUGACCCGUGAAGCACUUGAACCGCAUCAACUAAUUCCUAACCUUGCCAUCAAGGAAGCUGUCCAUGCGUUUUUGAGUGAACAUGGUUGGGCUUACAGGAUGAGAUGAUGGCUUUGAAUUACAGAUGUACACCUGGGAUUUGCAGGCAAGAUUUGCAAUACAUAUUUUGGUUAGUCAACUUAAAUGUGCCAUUUUUUUUACACUUUUAUUGGUGGAAAAGGGUUUACCUGGGAUGGCUGUGUACAGAUUCCCCUUCUCUAGCUCUCUCUCCUCUGUACUAUGUGCAUAUUAUGGUUGGUAUAUUAUUAUCAACAGUGAAAGAAAAUUAAAGUUAACUGUCAUGGUAUUUCUGUUGUACUCGACACAAAAGUAAGU